AUGGUGAAGGUCGGAGUGAACAGAUUUGGCCGUAUUGGACGCCUGCUUACCAGGGCUGCCUUCACUUCUGGCAAAGUGGACGUUGUUGCCAUCAAUGACCCUUUCAUCGACCUCAACUGCAUGGUCUACAUGUUCCAGUAUGACUCCACCCACGGCAAGUUCAAAGGCAAAGUCAAGGCUGAGAAUGGGAAGCUUGUCAUCAACGAGAAGGCCAUCACCAUCUUCCAGGAGCGAGAUCCCUCCAACAUCAAAUGGGGUGAUGCCGGCGCCGAGUAUGUUGUGGAGUUGACCGGUGUCUUCACCACCAUGGAGAAGGCUGGGGCCCACUUGAAAGGUGGGACCAAAAGGGUCAUUAUCUCCGCCCCUUCUGCGGAUGUCCCCAUGUUUGUGAUGGGUGUGAACCAUGACAAAUAUGACAGUUCCCUCAAGAUUGUCAGCAAUGCUUCCUGCACCACCAACUGCUUGGCCCCCUUGGCCAAGGUCAUCCAUGACAACUUUGGCAUAGUGGAAGGGCUCAUGACCACAGUCCAUGCCAUCAUGGCCACCCAGAAGACUGUGGAUGGCUCCUCUGGGAAGCUGUGGCAAGACGGCCGUGGUGCUGCCCAGAACAUCAUCCCUGCCAAGGGAUGUGGCGCUGCCAAGACUGUGGGCAAAGUCAUCCCAGAGCUGAAUGGGAAGCUCACGGGCAUGGCCUUCCGUGUUCCUACCCCCAAUGUGUCCGUCAUGGAUCUGACAUGCCGCCUGGAGAAAGCCGCCAAGUAUGACGACAUCAAGAAGGUGGUGAAACAGGUAUCUGAGGGCCCACUAAAGGGCAUCCUGGGCUACACUGAGGACCAGGCUGUGACUUAA
This is a messenger RNA of Arvicola amphibius (Eurasian water vole), 849 nucleotides long. Its product is annotated as glyceraldehyde-3-phosphate dehydrogenase-like. The record is from RefSeq and is a predicted model, not a curated record. Gene Ontology annotation, molecular function: NAD binding; oxidoreductase activity, acting on the aldehyde or oxo group of donors, NAD or NADP as acceptor. The transcript has a single exon. Lineage: Eukaryota; Metazoa; Chordata; Mammalia; Rodentia; Cricetidae. The coding region runs from base 1 to 849 and encodes 282 amino acids.